UACGCCCGGCAUAGGUAUUCAGAUGUAUAUAAAUACAUUAUUCGUUAAAGUAUAAAUCUAAUACUUAAGCCUAUACUACCCAUCGUUGUCACACCGCAUCACAAGACUGUUGCAAUUAUCGUGAUAUCGUUCAUCCGCAACAAUACGCGCGUGCACACCGUUCGUCAUAAUGCCACCGUCACAUACGUUUAGUGAAUUUUUGCCAUUCGUGGUCUAGAAGACACGCGACGAGGGUACAGAUUCAUUCAAACCAUUGGUGAAACAUAGAGGGCGACAUAGGUGAUUUAGAGGCUUCAUCGAGUGCAAUGCCAUUUGAAUUUUGAUACGGCUAAGACUUAGAGAGGAGAGACCAUCACCGUGAGCGAGAGGGCGAAUAGCCGCAAAACCGACGAACGGACACAGAUUUCUGUACGAAGCCAAUGUAAACGCCUAAUCGUGGACUCCCAACUUCAAUCGAGUUAUUUUUCAAACAGGUUGCACUGUUUCUUGCCUGCUAUCACUCUGGCCAGCGUCCAAGGGUGCCCGACCCCGACAGCCGGACCCGGGCUGAGUUGGUGGACGAUGAUGAACGGCGGCCUGUACGAGGACAGCCCGCCGGCACCACCGCCUCCGUCGUCCGUGUCGCUGCAGCCACCGUCGGUGGACAUCGGGCGCGCCGCGCCGGCGGCCGUCAUUAAGACGUCGCCGUCGUCCACGCCGAUCACUUCCUCCGUCACACCACCGCCACAGCAACAGCAACAGCAGCCACCGCCUCUGUUGCACAUACCGGCAAAGCGGUUGCAAUCGCAUUCCAUUGGCGGCGGCGGUGGAGGCGGCGGCGGCGGCGGCGGUUACGAGUGCAUGGACACUGCCGCCGGUUCGGCGGGUGUCAUCAGACACUCGCAUCACCAGUGGAACGCGUACUCGCCCGCCGUCGUCGACCACGCCGCGUUCGACCAGUACGCCGCUCCGCCUCAUCACCACCACCACCAUCAGCCGGCCGCGCCGACCUAUUACAACCUGGCCGCGGACGCCAGCGGUGGCCACCAUCAUCACCAUCACCACCAUCACCGGACGUCCAUGGACGGCGGCGGUGGCGGCGGCCGCAAACCACCCACCGGCCUGCCGUUCUGGUCACCCGCGGCCACCGACUAUUGCGGCGGCGGUCUCGGCGGCGGUGGCGGCAGUGGCGGCGGCCUCGCCAGCAAAUACACCAACGGCGGCGUGACGCCGUGCAGCAGUUCCGCAGGACCGCCGUCGGCCGCCGACCACCAUCACCAGUUCUCGCAGUCGUGGUGCACCAACUAUUCGCCGUACACCACCACCACGUCUUCGUCGUCGUCGUCGUCCGUCGCCGCGGCAGCCGCCGCCGCAGCCGCAGCCGCCGCUUCGGCGUCCCGACACCCGUCCGGCGGCGGCGGCGGCGGCCCGGCCGACACGCCGCAGCCGACGUACCUGCAGUCCGGCAGCCCUGGCGACGACCGGGGCGGCAACAACUCGUCGCGCAUGACGUCCGGCUCGGCUGACGGCCCGGCCGCCGGCCCGUUCGGCCACGACAACGCGUACCAGCCGCCGCCGCCACCGCCUCCGUCGUCGUUGCCGCUCAGGAACUACGGGAGUUCGCACGAUCCCGUCACGUCGACGCCUUACCCGCCCACAGGUUCGCUGUCGAGCAUCGGGAUGGGUGUCGGAACUAACCCGUUGGAGUGGACGGGUCAGGUGACCGUGCGCAAGAAGAGAAAACCGUAUUCGAAGUUCCAAACGCUGGAGCUGGAAAAGGAGUUUCUGUUCAACGCGUACGUGUCCAAGCAGAAGCGCUGGGAGCUGGCUCGGAACCUGGCGUUGUCCGAACGCCAAGUGAAAAUAUGGUUCCAGAACAGGCGCAUGAAGAACAAGAAGAACAGCCAGCGGCAGGCCGUGCAACAGCAGCAGCAGCAACAACAGCAGCAGCAGCAGUCCAACAACAACAACAACAGCAACGGUAGCGCCAACGCCAAUCACCAACAUCACAUGCAGGUCAUUGGCGGCCACCACGGCAACGGGCCCAUCAAACACCAUCAGUGACCGUUGCACUACUCUGGAGCCGCCGCCACCGCCGCUGCCCACCCGCCGAUGCACAUGCACCACGUACACCAUCAACUACAAUCGCUACCACCGCCACCACAUCACCUACACCAUCAUUACCCGAUGCAAUCCGUUUAAGUACUGUAACAUCGUAAGUCCGAGUACGACGUAAGUCUUAAUCUAUUUUACAUAACAUGAUAUAACGCAAAUUAUAUUCGCGGGGAAGAGACCGACUUAUUUCUUACUAACGCCUACUUUUUUUUCCGAACAAACGUUUUGGCAUUUAUAUUUAUAAGAGUAGCCAGAAAAUGCCGUGUACGAGUCUAAGCAUUUAUAGGUAUAAUAUUAUAUUAUAUCGAUUAAUUUCGGAAACAGAUUUGGCUACGAUAUUAACACCAACGAGAAUGUCCCUCGACGCCGUUCCACGCGAACGAAUUUCUGCGCCGUCCGUAUACCGUAAAAUUCGUACUCAGGCUAUUCGUAUAGACCAUUCAUAUAGGAAUAUCUUAUAUUCAUAAUUCUUCCGAACGAGCACCGUCUCUUAUCCCGAAUCUCGCUCAAACACAAUAGUAUAAUAAAAUGCAGUCGUAGAUUAACCGGAAAAAUAAGAAACCUCCAAUGGAAAACAAAUAAUGUUUGAAAUUACAAAAAGUUAGGGUAAACGCGGUAUAGGUACAUAAAAUAUAUUUUAAUCGCGUAUACGGUUAAUAAUAUUAAUGUGUAUUAUUUUAGCAUAUUUAGGUGUACCUUUUUAAAAAUCCAUCGGCUCCAGAGUGUCGACAUUUUAUAAUAUUAUAAUAUGUUAAAAAACAUAAUGUUUAAACGUGUACAUAUUAUAUAAAUAUACAUAAAAUACAAUUUAAGUUACUACGUUUAUAUGAGAUUAUACUAUUAGGCUAAAUAUACAAUACAUAACGCAAUGUGUUUUUACUAUUUAGAUAUUAUGUAUAUGUGUAUUUAACGAAACGUGUAUAUGCCGCAAUAUAAUGAUGUAGAAUAUUAUAAUAAGUCCCCGAGUUGGACGCGUUCGAGUGUGAUGCGAUGAUAUUAUUAUAAUAAUAUAGCGUCGUUGUAGGUAUUUUAUUUAAAAAUGUGUUAUCGUUUCUUUUUUCCUUUUUUUUUUUUUUACUUAGCCUCUAACUUAAAUAAUAAUAAAUAUUAUAAUAAUAAUAAUGAAUAAUGAUAUACAUAAAACUAUAUAGAUCGUUUCUCGAAACAUAACCAGUGGUUUUUAUAUAUUUAUUAUUAUAUUAUUAUUUUUUUUUUUUUUAACGAAAAACUAUCGAUCUCCGUCUUUAAGCGAGUUUUAGCGUUUUCUUAUAUAUUUUUUCUAAUAUUUAAAUAAAAAAUGUGUCGUGUAAAUAUGUAAUAUAACUUACUACUAAAUAAUUAACUAAAGAUAUUUGUAGUAUACGCAUAGGAAUUGUACAAGUCGUAUGCAUAUAAUAUAUAAUAUUAUUUAAUUUAAACUGCAGUUGUAUAGAUGUUAGUCGGUUUUUUCGAUUUCUCAAUAUUUCCCCUAUAGUAUUUAUAUUAUAAAACAUUGUUCACACACACCUAUUUAUAUAUAUAUAUAUAUAUAUAUAUAUAUACAAUCAUUGCAAAAUGUAUGUACGACAAUAUUAUUUAAACAGUAAGACAAAACACUUACAAUAAUACAUUAGCUAUAUGAAAACGGUUUAUCGCGGCUUUUGUUUUGUUAAGUUUUUUCUUUAUACAUUGUAGCUAAAGCAUUUAAUUGCAUAUUUUACAAUCUUUUAUAAUAUACACAAAUUUUUUCAUAAUAAAUAAAAAUAAUUAGGCGAGUCUCAUUAAAGUAUUAG
Rhopalosiphum maidis (corn leaf aphid) is the source of this 3866-nucleotide messenger RNA. RefSeq names its product homeobox protein abdominal-A homolog. The record is from RefSeq and is a predicted model, not a curated record. Gene Ontology annotation, cellular component: nucleus. Gene Ontology annotation, biological process: regulation of transcription by RNA polymerase II. Gene Ontology annotation, molecular function: RNA polymerase II cis-regulatory region sequence-specific DNA binding; DNA-binding transcription factor activity, RNA polymerase II-specific. The coding region runs from base 562 to 2043 and encodes 493 amino acids. Lineage: Eukaryota; Metazoa; Arthropoda; Insecta; Hemiptera; Aphididae. The transcript is spliced from 6 exons.